AUGAUAGGAAAAAUAAAGAAGAUCGGUAAUGAUCUUCUGUUCCAUGCUAUUAAUCAUGCAAACGUUCAUGAUGUAAUAGCAUUACUAGAGGAGAACGAGGUUGAUGUCAAUUGCAGUAAUAUUAAUGGUUAAACACCACUCCAUUAUGCAGUUCAAGCCGAGAAUAAGACCUUAAUUGAAAUAUUGCUAUAAUACGGAGCAAAUCCUAACAAGCAAGAAAAUCACGAUGUCGGAUAAAAUUCACCUCUUCACAAGGCAACUGAAAAAAAUAUGAUUGAUGUUGUUGAUAUGUUUAUCAAUUAUGGUGGUGAUCCAACCAUAAAAAAUAAGCUAGGUUUUACAAGUCUGCAUAUCGCUGCAAAGGAUGGUCGAGCAGAAAUAGUUAAAUUACUACUUAAUAAAGGUUGUGAUCCAAAUAUAAGAGAUACAUAUGGUUUUAGUGCAGCUUACUGGGCAAAGUAAAACAAGCAUAAUCAUAUCUGUGAAUUAUUACCAGCCCCUCUAAAAAUUACAAAAGAAGAGUUUUACGAUCAUAUUUAAACUGUAUGGGAUAAGCAUGGAUUCAAACCUCCUAAGAAGAAGGGGAAGAAGGGAGGCAAAAAAGGGGGUAAAAAGAAGAAGUGA
This is a messenger RNA of Stylonychia lemnae, 624 nucleotides long. NCBI's taxonomy places the organism in Eukaryota, Ciliophora, Spirotrichea, Sporadotrichida, Oxytrichidae. The record is from the annotation of a GenBank genome assembly.